Aspergillus piperis CBS 112811 is the source of this 1410-nucleotide messenger RNA. RefSeq names its product proline-rich nuclear receptor coactivator motif-containing protein. NCBI's taxonomy places the organism in Eukaryota, Fungi, Ascomycota, Eurotiomycetes, Eurotiales, Aspergillaceae. The transcript has a single exon. The record is from RefSeq and is a predicted model, not a curated record. Bases 1 to 1410 code for a protein of 469 amino acids.
AUGUCAACUCAAUCGCCCAACCCUCCGACGCCAAAGGGCCCGCGAAACAAUCGACGCAACUCCAAGAGGAAUAUGACACCCUCUACUCAGAAAGUCGCUAUCCUGGCAACCCCUCCCUCGUCACCGCCAAGGAACUCCAGUCCUGGCGGGACCGCCACCGAUUCCUCUAUCAAUGUCAACGCCUCCAAAAAGAAGAACAGUCGGUCUGGCAAGAAGCCGCGCGACACAUCCAAAGCAUCCCCAGCACCUAAUGGACACCGUCAUACUACUUCUCAACCUAAUAAUACCAUCGCCACUCCUCAAGUGAAGGACAGCCCCCAUUACGCCGGCCCGACUUUCCAUGCAUCUCCGGCACCGUCAGCACUGCCUAUUCCCAGUUUCUUCUCCAAGUCUCUACCAGAGUCCGAUCUUGCACCGACCAUAGAAUCCGACGGUGAUCACCUCGAUGCUGAGCCGGAUCUGGAGAACACCCCCUCAAAACCGAAGUCGCGCCCACAAUUCCAAGAGGAAGUGCGCCAAUCAACACCUUUGGAUUUUCUCUUCAAAGCUGCAGUCGAGGCCAGAAACCCCCAGCAGCAGCAGCAGCAGCGAAGUCCCGAAGCAAGCAGUCGGGUCCGGUCGCCACAAACUGAUUCUAAGACCCUUCAGCACCGUAGACCCAAUGGCACUGCCGGUGGGCUCUUCCGGAUGGAGAUGGAAAGCCCGGAGUUCCAGCAUUCACAUAUUGGGCCUUCCUUUGCGACCCCUUACAAAGACCGCAUGAACGCGUUACGGUCGGCCAGCUCACCUUCUCCUCCGGUGUGUGAUUUCGAUGAGCAGGAGAAGAGAGCUAAAACCGAAGCUUUGAAAACUUUGUUGCUCAAUCCUCGUCCCCAGAGGCCUUCGUCCGCAUCUAUCACGGCUCAAGAUCACUUCAACCCAGUGAUGGAGCGCCCUGCUUCAAAUCCCGGCUUACCUCACUUUGCAACGCCAGUAAGAACGACUUCGGGACCGCCCGCUUCUAUCUCGCAUGGCAUGUCGUAUGAUCAGAAACAAACAUUCGUCGGAAAUGGCCGGCACUAUUCCUCAUCCUAUACACACUCGAACGCUGCUCAACAAUAUCACUUGCAAAACUCUCCCUUGAGGAAAGAAGUCCUUACUUCGAGAGUUGAAAACAUGCCGAGCGUUCAUGGCCAAGCUUUCUACCCUCCAGCCGCGUACGAUCAGCCCAAAUCUCCGCCUAAGUAUGCACAAUAUCCGACGUAUUAUUCUCCUCCGCAGCACCAAUCUCCUGUCUCGCGGAGCGUGUCAGUGAGCAACAACGCGCAGCCUUAUGACACGAAGAAGAUUGAAGAUGAUCUACGAAGGAUCUUGAAACUCGAUGUAAACCCUACCAUGCCAGCCAACGGCAUGCAAAGCUCCUUCGCCUGA